Benincasa hispida (wax gourd) is the source of this 613-nucleotide messenger RNA. Its product is annotated as B12D protein. Lineage: Eukaryota; Viridiplantae; Streptophyta; Magnoliopsida; Cucurbitales; Cucurbitaceae. The record is from RefSeq and is a predicted model, not a curated record.
UUGAAAAAAUAAUUUAUAAAUAUAUAUAAAUCCCGAAAUUCACAUCUCCUUCCCCCACAACUCUCCGAUUCAGCCGCGUCUCAGCCUCUUCGAUCCGCUUCCUCCGCCGAUAUUCAUCAAUGGCUCCUUCCUCCAACCUUAGUCGAUGGCUGAGGCCCGAGGUUUACCCACUUUUCGCGGCGGUAGGAGUGGCCGUCGGAAUCUGCGGAUUUCAGUUAGUCCGUAACAUCUGCAUCAACCCUGAAGUCAGAGUGAGCAAGGAGAAUAGGGCUGCUGGAGUCCUGGAUAACUUUGCUGAGGGAGAGAAAUAUGCCGAACAUUUCCUGAGGAAAUUCGUACGCAACAAGUCCCCAGAAAUUAUGCCAUCGAUCAACAACUUCUUCACAGACCCGAGUCGAAACUAAGAAUGCUACAAUGAAAGGAGGAUUACACAUUAGUUUGGAUAUAGAUUUGAGUUUGGAUUGUUGGUGGGUUGGUGGCUGUAAACUAUGCUGCUGUUACGUUUGCUUUUUUUGUUGAUCUGAGAAAGUUUGAAAACAGUGGUCUGAUGAAAUAAACUAUUCUGAACCAUAAUUUGAUUUCAGUUAUUGUGAAAUUCUGAUGCUGAUGGAUA